AUGGGGUAUUCCAGCCACGGCUGCAGGACUGAAGUCUCGUCCUCGGCGGCAUCCCAACAUCCUCUCCGCCUCCGGCAUGCGUUGCAGACUUUGUGUGCUGCAACUUCGCCCUCCAGUGCAGAGUCUAGAGUGACAGGCCGCGGACUCUCAGUGCGCUCCCCCCUCGCCUCGUCUGCUCGGUCUUCUUGUUUGUCGUCUUCAAAACUCGCGACCUCCUCGCGCUCGUCGCCUCCAGCCUCGCGUGCCUAUUCUUGUCCGCGUGUCGCUUCGUUUGUCUUUCCUUCCUCUUCUGUCGAGAUGCCGGCACGAGCCGGUGCGCGCGACCUCCAGUGCGACGAGGCGCCUGUUUUCUCUCAGGCGGAUCCCUCUCGGGGCGGGGCCACGCCCCGCCCUGCCUCCUGCGUGGAGUCUCCGCAGGCGGCUGCCUCUAUGGGACGCCUCUCUCGUCUGUCCAGUCCUCAGGCUCUCCGCGCAACUGCGCGGCGCGGCGCGCUUCGCGUUGUCGCGUCUGCCUGCGCCUUGCUUUUUGUUUUUCUCCUGUCCUGGGCGGUGUCGCCCUCGCCGCCCGCGCCGCCAGCGUCCUUCCCCGUCUGGCUCCCCAGCGUCGCGCCUGUCUCCGCCGCUCCGGCGCGCAGCCAGCAGCUGAAGAUCGGCCCUGCGCAGGUUCUGUUGCCGUCGCCGCCGCCGGCGCCCGACGCACGGGUUGCCACGCCGUUGGUGUCUGUGCGCACGCUGUUGAUCGUUGAGCAGAACGGCGCGUCGCUUUCGUCCUCCUCUUCGUCGCCGUGUUUCUACUGGACGGCGCAGCACCCCGACACGAUUCGGCUGCUUCGCCCGGACUGCGCGCCUUCGCAGCUCUCGUCGGCGUGUCUCUUGCCCUCCUCUUCCUCAGCGGCCCUCUCGUCGCCGCAGGCCGCGCCGGCGCUGUGUCUCCCGCGUGUGCUUGUGGAGGCGGCGGUGCCGGCGCCGCACCGCCGCGGGCGCUCCUGGAUCUUCGCCUCGCCGACGGCGCAGGGCGGCGCGGGCGGACGCGCGGCCGCGGCCUCGGGCGUCGCGCCGAGCGCCAUGCGAGUCCAGGCGGUCGUCGCGCCGAUCGCGCGCCUCGCCUUCCGCACGCGCGACCGCCGGCUGGCUGUGGGUCAGUUGGGCGACGUGGGCGUGUUAGCGUUCGACGAGGAAGGAAACAUCUUCACCAGUCUGCAGGGGUUGGUCUUUUUGUGGCGCUUCGAGGGCGAGAAGGGUGUCCUGCAGGCGGAGCCCAUCACGGGCGACGCCGAGGCCGCGACGCCCACGCGGCGCUGGGUAGAGAAAACGAGCGAGAAGGCUGCCGGCGCGGGCGCCCGCGCGCGCACAGCCGACUCGGCGGGCGGCCUCGUGGGCGCGGGCAGCGCAGGCCCCUUCUGGCGCAGCGACAUGCUCCUGGUUCGCGGGCUGAAGACUGGACGUGCGACAAUCAUCGUCAGGCUCGCGGGCGAGUACUACCAGCACGUCGGCGAGGCGCGCGUCUCCUUCGUCGUCCACGAGCCUGUGCUGCUGCUUCCUUCGUUCCAAGUCCUGCCGCCGGCGGCCGUCUUUCAGUACCGGCUGCUGCGACUCCGCGAACAAGCCGAGAGCCAGGCGGGCACCGGGUUUCCGCGGGCGCUUCGCGGACCCUCCUACGUGGAGCUCCCCGCGCCGCACUGGCAGUUCUCCGCGACCGACCUGGCGGUCUACGACGCACAGGAUCGUCUGCCCCUGGAGCGCGCCACCGACGCGGCCUCGGCGGCCUCGUCCCUGGUCUCUAUCGACCCCUCUGGGCUCCUGCGCGUGGUCGCGCCGCCGGCGUUCCCUGGAGAGGGCGAGCAGGCGACGCGCUUCGGGCUCGAGGGCGCGACACUGCUGCGCGCCGUCGACAUGCGGACGGGCGAAGAGCAGCACGCCAAAGUCUUUGUGCUGCAGCCUUCCGCGCUGCGCCUCUUCGUGGAUGACAUCCAGGCCCUCAGGCAACAAGAUGUGUGGAGACAGCUUGUUCUCGCCGUCCGCAGGCAGAUGGGGCGAAGUGCGGGCGCCGACAGCAAGCGCGGGCCCCACUCGCGGACGGCGCGCGCCGAGGAGACGCACGCCAGCGAGCUGCUGCUUCUCUCGAAGCUCGCCGAGAGGGCCUGGGCUGCGCCUCCCGCAGGCGACGGCCGCCAACCCGAGGACGAGCAGGCCGAAGGCGCUGCGCUCGGCGACGACUCGCUCGGAGUUCCGCCCACGGAGCUGCUCAUGAGCCUCGUGAAGACCGGCGGCGAGGCGGAGGGACACGACGACGACGUCCUCUACCUCGUCAGGGGACGCGAGUACUUGUGCAAAGUCGAAAUGCUCGCUGCGAGCUUGUCGCAGGGCUUCGCGCCCCUCAGCGACGCCGCCGGCGACCCCCGAGUCCAGCGACCGCGAAGACCGCCGAGGACGGCGCGUCCCCAGCAGCCGAGAGCGUCGAGCGAGCCGCGCGUGUCUUCGGGGAUGCCGAGCGGGAUGCGCAGCUCCUCGUCGUCACGACGCCGAAAAACGCUGUCUUCCACUGGAGUUGCGCGAGCGAAGAGGACGAGGAGGACGCGAGCUGGGUCAGCGGAGACAGAGGGGAUGGAGGAGCUGAGCGAGGUGUCGGGAUCGGCGGAGACGCCUGCGGCCUUCAGAGGAAGGGCAGCGCCCAGCAGGUAG
This is a messenger RNA of Besnoitia besnoiti, 2682 nucleotides long. RefSeq lists its product as uncharacterized. NCBI's taxonomy places the organism in Eukaryota, Apicomplexa, Conoidasida, Eucoccidiorida, Sarcocystidae. The transcript has a single exon. The record is from RefSeq and is a predicted model, not a curated record. The coding region runs from base 1 to 2682 and encodes 893 amino acids.